AUGCAUUUCUUCAAUACCGGCCUACCCGUCCUUGCCGUGUGUUCAGUCAUCCAAGCCAUCCCUGUCAACAAUGGCAAAAGAGGUGAUACGGUCGUACACCGCCACGAUGGUCUCAGAGCUUUAGACACACGUCAGGAAAGCAGAAGUGCGGGUGGUUUUGUGCCUCCUCAUGUUCUCAGAAAUAUCACCCGCAGUCCUUUCGCCACAGACGACGAGCGGCGCACUGCAAAUCGGACCUUGGUGAUUGAUGGGGAGCGAUGGGGGCCGCAGCAGCCGACAGAUUAA
Molecule: messenger RNA, 285 nt
Organism: Colletotrichum lupini
Lineage: Eukaryota; Fungi; Ascomycota; Sordariomycetes; Glomerellales; Glomerellaceae
Exons: 1
Coding region: 1-285 (94 amino acids)
Source: RefSeq, a predicted model, not a curated record